Telopea speciosissima is the source of this 990-nucleotide messenger RNA. Its product is annotated as NEDD8-conjugating enzyme Ubc12-like. The transcript has 6 exons. Bases 144 to 689 code for a protein of 181 amino acids. NCBI's taxonomy places the organism in Eukaryota, Viridiplantae, Streptophyta, Magnoliopsida, Proteales, Proteaceae. Gene Ontology annotation, cellular component: nucleus. Gene Ontology annotation, biological process: protein neddylation. The record is from RefSeq and is a predicted model, not a curated record. Gene Ontology annotation, molecular function: NEDD8 transferase activity.
AGAGCGAAUCCACCUUCGAUUCAGAGCUCUUCAGGCGAAAAUAAAGAAGCAUAGAUAGAUAGAUACAGAGAGAGAUCCAACUCGCGCGAAGUGCGAAACUUCCCGUCUGAAAAAUUGGUCGAAACCCUCUCUUAUCAGGAACAAUGAUUAAGCUUUUUAAAGUGAAGGAAAAGCAGAGUGCUGAGAAUGCCAACGGAAGGCCACCCGUAAAGAAGCAAUCUGCGGGGGAACUGCGUCUGCAUAAAGAUAUCACUGAGCUGAACCUACCCAAAACAACUACCAUAUCAUUUCCCAAUGGCAAGGAUGACCUGAUGAACUUUGAGGUCACCAUUCGACCUGAUGAAGGAUAUUAUUUCGGUGGAACAUUUUUAUUUACUUUUCAAGUCUCCCCAAUUUACCCUCACGAGGCACCGAAGGUCAAGUGUAAGACUAAGGUCUACCAUCCUAAUAUUGACUUGGAAGGAAAUGUCUGCCUGAACAUUCUACGUGAGGAUUGGAAACCCGUCCUCAAUAUCAACACUAUCAUUUAUGGAUUGUAUCAUCUUUUCACGCAACCCAAUCAUGAGGAUCCCCUUAAUUAUGAUGCAGCCGCAGUUCUGAGGGAUAACCCGAAGAUGUUUGAAUCCAAUGUUAGAAGGGCGAUGUCGGGUGGCUAUGUGGGCCAAACUUUCUUCCCUAGGUGCAUGUAGCCUUUGUUGGUAUAACAAGUGACAAUGUGGUAAUAUUUUCAUGGUCAAGGGUCUUAAGGGUUGUAAAUUUGGUUGGAAGGGCGUCUUUUCUGUUGCUCUUUUGGUUUCUUCAGGAAAAAGAAGUUCAGAUCAGUCCGAAUGAAUCAGCGGGAAGGUGCUUGUAUGUUGCUGUAUUUUAAUGACUUGUUUAUGAUAUUGGCUUGGAAAGAUAUUUUUUUCUUCUUCUUCUUGUUUUUAUGUGGAACAGUGGUUGAACUUGGGAACUAUACUUGCCCUGGAAGCUACUUGCUUAAUGUCUUUC